Molecule: messenger RNA, 882 nt
Organism: Mastomys coucha (southern multimammate mouse)
Lineage: Eukaryota; Metazoa; Chordata; Mammalia; Rodentia; Muridae
Product: olfactory receptor 51V1-like
Exons: 2
Coding region: 1-882 (293 amino acids)
Biological process (GO): G protein-coupled receptor signaling pathway
Cellular component (GO): membrane
Molecular function (GO): G protein-coupled receptor activity; olfactory receptor activity
Source: RefSeq, a predicted model, not a curated record
AUGUCUAUUUUCUUGAUGUCAAACUUAAGUAUCUCUAGAUUUGUUCUCGCUGGAUUUCCUGGCCUGGAAGUCCACUAUAUCUUGUUUGCCAUUCCUUUCUCAACCAUCUAUGCAAUGGUGUUCCUGGGAAACUGCAUGAUACUUCAUGUGAUCCGAACAGAGCCAAGCCUGCACCAGCCCAUGUUCUAUUUCCUGGCCAUGUUAGCCCUCACGGACCUGUGCAUUGGGCUAUCCACUGUGCACACGGUGCUGGGCAUCCUUUGGGGCUUUCUUCAAGAUAUCAGCCUUGAUGCCUGCAUUGCGCAGUCUUACUUCAUUCAUGGUUUGUCCUGCAUGGAGUCCUCUGUCCUCCUUGCCAUGUCCUUUGACCGCUACAUUGCCAUUUGCAACCCUCUAUGUUAUUCCUCCAUCCUAACCAAUGACAGAAUCGUGAAAAUCGGAGUGGCCAUCUUAAGUAGGAGUUCUAUACUCAUUCUUCCAGGUAUCAUCCGCCUGAAGUUCUUAAAUUACUGCCGGCCUCAUUUCCUCUCCCACUCUUUCUGCCUGCACCAAGACUUGAUUCGCAUGGCCUGUUCAGAUAUCCGCUUUAACAGUUUCUAUGCUCUGUCUCUGGUGAUUUGCACACUAUUGCUGGAUGCAAUGAUCAUUCUUGCCUCCUACGUGAUGAUCCUGCACACAGUUCUGUCCAUUGCAUCCCGGGAGGAGAGAAUUGGUCUGACCAUGGUUCACCGCUUUGGGAAGCAUCUCUCUCCACUGGUUCAGGUCCUCAUGGGCAACAUUUACAUCCUUUUCCCACCCCUGAUGAACCCCAUUAUAUACAGUAUCAAGACUCAGCAGAUACGAGUGAAAAUCCAGAGACUGUUUUCCAGGAAUGGAACCUAA